Lingula anatina is the source of this 1757-nucleotide messenger RNA. Its product is annotated as G protein-coupled receptor 157. Gene Ontology annotation, biological process: cell surface receptor signaling pathway; adenylate cyclase-activating G protein-coupled receptor signaling pathway. NCBI's taxonomy places the organism in Eukaryota, Metazoa, Brachiopoda, Lingulata, Lingulida, Lingulidae. Gene Ontology annotation, cellular component: plasma membrane. The record is from RefSeq and is a predicted model, not a curated record. Gene Ontology annotation, molecular function: G protein-coupled receptor activity.
AGUACGGGUAUGGCCGUGUCGUCGUAGUUAUCAACACUGGUUUUAUAGAUACCAUGAUGAUACAACGGGUAAUGACACCCGUACAGUGUAGCCGCGUCUGCAUUUGUACAUUUAACAGGCUAUAUCUGUAUUCGCUACAGGUAGUAGUCCUGCCGGUGGCAUUUUCUGCGUUGUCAGUUAUGGAGAGAAACGUGUAGCGUCUGUUAAUAGCAAAGAGUUUUUUAAAGUUACAAUCAUUUCCAGUGAGUUUUCAAGUGAGCAUCACUGCACGCGUGGUCUGACGAUCUAAAAUAUAUACAGGUACAAGUGUAAAUGCAUGCACGAUAUAAAUAUAGUACGUGAAUUUAGAUAUGUAGAUCUUCACGUGAGUGUGUGUCAUCAAAUACAGCGGUAGAGAAGAACUAGUUUAGAUUUUGGAUCAAGCGUUAUGGACUGAAUGUAGAACAAAACAAAAUACAAUUCCAAAGGGGUUUGGAUAAUCUUCUUAGCUCGACCGACGCCCAAAAUUAACUGAACUUUCUGCAUAAAAAGAACUACAAAAAUGCCAUGUGGGACUUUUGCAGUCGUCACAUAUUCGGCCGCUAUCAUUUCUAGCGUCCUGUCUUGGAUCGGCUGUGUUCUUAUAUUUGUGGCAUGGUUUCUGUGUAAAGACACGGGGUCUAGCAGCAGACGAUUUCUGUUGUUUCUUACUUUGGCGGACUUUUUAGUGGCUGUCGGGAAUUUCAUGGGCGCGAGCGCGUCUCUGCUAGGAAAAUACAACACCAUUGACCAACAAGAUGAAGACUGUGACGUAGAUAUAGUUAACAACACGUGUAUAAUUCAAAGCUUUAUGUCGACAUACGCGUCGCUGGCGUCUUUUUUCUGGAACUGCUUUGUCGCGUUAAAGGUACGCCAGGCGAUUCUGAAGACAGAUACUGUCCAGAGCUGGUUGGACAGACGAGAGUGGCCGGCACACGUGGUCAGCUGGGGGAUACCGCUGGUGAUUACCUACCCUCUCCUUGCCACAGGGAACCUUGGGGAGGAUCUUGCCAGCAUCACCAACGGCUCCUCUAUAGCCAGUGGAGGCUGGUGCUGGAUACGGUCCAGUGACUGCGACCUACAGUCCCUACACGGACAAUCCCCAAGAUGGCCGCUGGUCAUUUUCAUGAUGACGAUCUCAGGCAAAGGCUGGGAGAUCUUGGCCUACGUGUUCAUACCAGUCGUUUACUUUCAGAUGAAGUCAAAGUUAAAGCGAACGAUCCGUCACACAACAAAACUGUACAUUAACAAGAACACCAUUGAGGCCGUAAAGAGAGCCGACAGGGUGAUGACUCUGGUACCCCUCCUCUUCCUGUGUCUCAGGAUAUGGGGGACCAUACGAUUUGUGGCCAAUACUAUUGUGUGGGUGACACCUGGUAACACCAGCGCCACCUAUGAGAUUGUUGUCAACCAUAUAUUUUGGUUGUUGCAGGCCAUAGGUGACAGUGGGCAAGGGUUUGUCAACUGCAUCAUCUACUGCUUCAUGACGACCUCGAUACGACAAAAGCUUCUGGACCGCCUGUACUGCCGCGGCGACAAGUCACCCGAGAAACUGACAGAGCUCGAACCAGGUGACAGCUUUGCUGCGGACAAACCAGAACCCGAACCCGAUAACAUACACAAACUGGAUUCAUCGGAUAAGGACAAAAUAUCGAAUUCUACUGAGAAAGGCUCCGGUCACAGUGAACAGUCGCCUUUGUUACAAAGACCCUUAUGACUAGCAUUAAGACGGAGGCGAA